This is a messenger RNA of Vitis riparia (riverbank grape), 1550 nucleotides long. RefSeq names its product phenylalanine N-monooxygenase-like. The transcript is spliced from 3 exons. NCBI's taxonomy places the organism in Eukaryota, Viridiplantae, Streptophyta, Magnoliopsida, Vitales, Vitaceae. Gene Ontology annotation, molecular function: iron ion binding; monooxygenase activity; oxidoreductase activity, acting on paired donors, with incorporation or reduction of molecular oxygen. The coding region runs from base 35 to 1441 and encodes 468 amino acids. The record is from RefSeq and is a predicted model, not a curated record.
GUUCAAAUCCAAAACCAGUACCAACAGCAAGGCAAUGCUGCUUCCUCCAGGCCCAGCUCCAUGGCCUCUAGUCCGAAAUCUACCUCAUUUACUCAACAACAAGCCAACUUUCCGCUGGAUACAUGGCUUUAUGAAAGAAAUGAACACUGAAAUUGCAUGUAUUCAAUUGGGCAAUGUUCAUGUAAUCCCGGUGACUUCCCCAGAGAUUAGCAAAGAAUUUUUGAAGAAACAUGAUGCAGUAUUUGCAUCCAGGCCCAUUACAAAGGCGUCUGAGUAUUCAAGUGGUGGCUUCUUGACCACAGCGGUGGUGCCAUGGGGAGACCAGUGGAAGAAGAUGAGAAGGGUUCUAGCUUCUAACGUGAUUAAUCCAUCAACAUUUAGGUGGCUGCAUGACAAGAGGGUGGAAGAAGCCGACAAUCUUGUCCGAUACGUUUAUAACCAGUGUAAGAUCUCUACUAGCAAUAACUGUCUUGGCACAGUUAUCAACCUCAGAAAUACAGCCCGUCAAUAUAGCGGAAACGCCAUCAGGAAGAUGAUCCUCAACACAAGAUACUUUGGUGAAGGAAAGAAAGAUGGAGGGCCUGGAGUUGAAGAGGAACAACAUGUUGAGUCACUCUUUACCGUACUUGCUCAUCUAUAUGCGUUCUCUUUAUCUGAUUACUUCCCUUGGCUUAGAGUGCUGGACAUAGAUGGCCAUGAGAAGACUGUAAGGGAGGCUAUGAACACCAUUAACAAGUAUCAUGAUCCGAUCGAUUCAAAUGGGGAGCCACUGCUGUCUGUGGCUGAGAUCAAAGCCCAAUGCACAGAGUUGAUGCUUGCAGCAGUGGAUAAUCCAUCAAAUGCAAUUGAGUGGGCAUUGGCAGAAAUGAUCAAUCAACCAAGGGUUUUGGGGGAAGCAGUGGAGGAAAUAGAUAGAGUGGUUGGAAAGGAGAGAUUGGCCCAGGAAUCCGACUUUCAGCAGCUAAACUAUGUUAAGGCCUGCAUAAAGGAAGCUUUCCGGCUUCACCCAAUUGCACCAUUUAAUCUUCCCCAUGUAUCCAAUGCCGAUGCCAUUGUUGCUGGCUACUUCAUCCCCAAAGGCAGUCAUGUCCUUCUCAGCCGUCUGGGGCUUGGCCGGAACCCUAGAAUCUGGGAAGAACCACUAAUUUUCAAUCCAGAGCGCCAUCUGAGUGCUAGUAGAGCUCAAGGAGUGGAUUUGAACGAGCAAGACCUUCGCCUCAUUUCCUUCAGUACAGGAAGGCGUGGGUGCACAGGGAUUGCAUUCGGGUCUGCAAUGACUGUGAUGCUAUUGGUAAGGCUCCUUCAAGGCUUCACUUGGAGUCCGCCACCGGGCCAAGAGGAGAUUGAUCUCUCAGAGUCAAGAAAUAAUCUCUUUCUAGCAAAACCUCUGCAUGCCCUAGCAAAACCACGUCUGCAUUCAUCAUUAUACCCACUUCAUUAAUUAGUACUUUAUGAGGCACCAAUAUAAUAAAAUGCAAGAUCUCAUGCAAACCUACUCCAAUUUGCAUGUGAAGCAAGAAAUGAUUGUUUGAAAAGUGUGACAUCACAGU